This is a messenger RNA of Microcebus murinus (gray mouse lemur), 4202 nucleotides long. Lineage: Eukaryota; Metazoa; Chordata; Mammalia; Primates; Cheirogaleidae. The record is from RefSeq and is a predicted model, not a curated record.
GGAGGGGGAGGGGCCUCUCCGCGCGAAGCCGGCGCGAGGCAGCGGCGAGGGCUGGCCGCCGCCACAUCUGCGCGGAGCCGGCGCGCGUCUGCACGGAAGCCAGCCGCCGGCCCGGGGUCGCCAACACGCUGCCGCUGCCGGCCGCCCCCAGCGCGCGCACGCCCAGCCCCGUCGGCCGGCAAACACGCGCUCGCUCGGCAGCCCCCCACGCGCGGCCGCCCCCGACUCCCCAAGGGUCCCGCAUCCGGAACACGAGGUGAGCAUGACCGCACCCGAUGCGGAGAGGGAAACUGAGGCAUGGGGGACAUGGGGAUGGAGAGGAAGGGAGAGACGGGCAUGUGGAUGGAUGGAUGAAUGGAUGAAAGGACAAACAGAUAGCUUCAGCCUAGAGCUCCCUGCGCUCAGAUGCAAGAGUUUGGGGAUCCACAUGGGGGAUCCCAGAAUUCUGCAGCCCCCUUGGAGAUCUGGGAGUUGGAACUCUACAGACCCCCCAGCGAGAGCCCCCUCCCUCCAAAGAUUCGCAGCCAUUACCUCCUCCCCAACCUUGGGGACCUAAGAAGGCAACCUCUGAGUCCUCCAGGGACACAGGCGUCAGAGCUCUCAGCCAGCCCGUCCCCCACCGCAGCCUGUGGGAGCCCAGACCCCUCCCAGCAGGCCCUGUCCCGGGACCCUGCUGGAGGCGUCAGAGCCCCCAGCAUCCCCUCUCCCUAGGGACCGAGGAGGAGCGCCUGGGCCCAGGUGUCGGCACCCCCGGCCCCCGCCUUCCGGAUCCAGGUGUCCCCGCUCCUCACCCCCCAGCCCGAGGCUUCGCGUCUCGGAGGCCCUGCUCGCGUCGCCAUGGCAACGGGAGUCUAUUUUGCGCUGGGAACACACAGCUCCCGCCGCAGCGCCCCCCACCACAGCCCGGCCCGGCCUGGCGGCCGGGUCCGACCUCCUGCGCGCUCCAUGCCGGCCCUCCUGCUCCUCGCACUCCUGGCGGCCACCUCGGGCCAGGCCGGGGCGCGCCCGUCCAACACCACGAGCGCCGAGCCCCCCGGCCCGCUGCCCGCCCUGCUGGCGCACCUGCGGCGCCUGACCGGGGCGCUGACUGGCGGCGGGGGCGCGGCGGGCCCGAGCGCCAACGGCACCAAGACCGGCUCCGCAGGCGGGACGGGUGCCGCGGCACGGGCGCCCCCUCCCGCCGAGCUCUGCCAUGGCUACUACGAUGUCAUGGGCCAGUACGACGCCACCUUCAACUGCAGCACGGGCUCCUACCGCUUCUGCUGCGGCACCUGCCACUACCGCUUCUGCUGCGAGCACCGCCACAUGCGCCUGGCUCAGGCUUCCUGCUCCAACUACGACACGCCACGCUGGGCCACCACGCCGCCGCCGCUGGCCGGGGGCGCUGGGGGCGCCGGGGGUGCGGGCGGGGGGCCAGGGCCUGGCCAGGCCGGGUGGCUGGAAGGGGGCAGGGCUGGGGGCCCAGGGGGACGCGGGGGUGAAGGCCCCGGAGGCAGCACGGCCUAUGUGGUGUGCGGGGUCAUCAGCUUUGCCCUGGCUGUGGGCGUCGGCGCCAAAGUGGCCUUCAGCAAGGCGUCCCGUGCGCCCAGGGCGCACCGUGAGAUCAACGUGCCCAGGGCUCUGGUGGACAUUCUGAGGCAUCAGGGAGGACCUGGGACCCGCCCGGACCGGGCCCGAAGCAGCUCCCUGACCCCGGGGCUCGGGGGUUCUGACAGCAUAGCCCCCAGGACGCCCAAGAGCCUCUACAACACCGUGAAGUCCUCCAACCUCGAUAAUCUGCACCACAACUACCUGCACCUCAACGUCGGCAGCCCCAAGCACCACGGCGGCACAAUGGAUUGGCGGGCCAUGCCACCGCCCAGCCCCUCCUUGCACUACUCCACGCUGUCCUGCUCUCGGUCCUUCCACAACCUCUCGCACCUGCCCCCAUCCUACGAGGCCGCCGUGAAAUCCGAGCUGAGCCGCUACUCCUCCCUCAAGAGGCUGGCCGAGAAGGACCUGGACGAGGCCUACCUGAAGCGCCGGCACCUGGCGGAGGCGCCCCGCGGAACGCUGCCCCUGCACGCCCUGCGGCGACCCGGCACCGGGGGCGGCUACCGCAUGGAUGGCUGGGGCGGCCCGGAGGAGCUGGGCCUGACGCCCGCGCCCAACCCGCGGCGAGUCAUGUCCCAGGAGCACCUGCUGGGCGACGGGGGCCGGGCCUCGCGCUACGAGUUCACGCUGCCGCGCGCGCGCCUUGUGUCGCAGGAGCACCUGCUGCUGUCCUCGCCGGAGGCCCUGCGCCAGAGUCGCGAGCACCUGCUGUCGCCCCCGCGCAGCCCUGCGCUGCCCCCCGACCCCACCGCCCGGGCCAGCCUGGCCGCCUCGCACUCCAACCUGCUGCUGGGGCCCGGGGGGCCCCCCACGCCGCUGCACGGGCUGCCGUCGUCCGGCCUGCACGCCCACCACCACCACGCCCUGCACGGGUCGCCGCAGCCCGCCUGGAUGUCCGACGCCGGCGGGGGCGGGGGCACGCUGGCGCGCAGGCCGCCCUUCCAGCGCCAGGGCACGCUGGAGCAGCUGCAGUUCAUCCCCGGCCACCACCUGCCCCAGCACCUGCGCACUGCCAGCAAGAACGAAGUGACGGUCUGAGGCCAGGCCCGGGGACUGGGGGGCUGCGGCCUCCCGGGACCCCCAUCCCAGCCUGGAACCCCCGACACUGGUUCACGCGCUGCAGGGGCUGAGACCAGACCCGCCCUUGGGUGGGAGGCAAAGCCUCCUUCGGCGCGUCAGGGCGGACACGAUUCCUCUCCCAUUACUCACUGUUUGAGCCACGGCCUCUUUCCCAGGAUGUCAUUACAGAGGAGGCCCACCCAUGGGGGCACCGCUAGCAGAAAUGUCUGCUUCUGUGAUGUCGCCACAGGCACAAGACCUCCUUCCCAUGAGGUCAUCACAGAGGAAGAGGCGUGCCUAUGAGGUCAUCGCUCAGAGCCAUGCCUACGUUCUGUGGCGUCAUCACAGACUCCCUUCCUGUGAGGUGACAGCGGAGAUGAGGCCUUGUCCCAUGACAUCAUUCCUAGAGACCAAGAUUCCUUCCCAUGAUGCCACUGUAGCGGCAAGUCUCGCCCCUGCACCGUCUUCUCUGGCUCUAAGGCCUCUUUUGGCAUCGUAGUCCUGGAGGAGAUACCGUCCUCCCGUACCUUCACCGCAGAGAAGGUGCCUCUGUCCUGUGAUGUCAUCGCUACAGACAAAGCCAUCUUGCUGGGACACACGCAGGAGAGAAUACCUCGCUGACUGUGUCCUCACUAGAGAUAAGGCCCUUUUCCCAUCGUCAUCACAGGGACCCUGGCUCCCUCCUGUGAUGCCAUCACCAGAGAAGGUGCCUUGCCCUAUGACGUCAUCGGAGGGACCAUGCCUCCUCCUGUGAUGUCAUCACCAGAGAUGACAACCCCCUCUGGGGCCUCUCCAGGACGAAGCCCCUUGUGUGAUGUCACCACCAGAUGCUACAUGCUCUGAGAUGACACAAGGAGACACCCCCACUGCUGCCGCCAUGUCCUAAGAAAGCAGGGCGUCCCCGCCCUAGGGAAGACGCCAGAGAAAGCGCCCUGUGCUGAGAUGUCAUCCGAGGGGUGCAUCACUGGGGAGGCCACCCCCGUGGAGAGGCCUACCCCAGCGAUGAGGGUCUGUGUGUGGAUUGAUGGUGGCGAUGCCUCUGCCCCCAGUGCUGUGAUGUCAUCACCAAGCACCUCCUCCUCGGAGGCAGUGCCCACUCUGGCCACCAUCACUGUUGGUGGUGUCGCAGUUUCUGCCUUGUCCCGCCAUGACUCAGCUUUGUUGCUCCUUCCCCCCACCCCAGGGACAUGCCCGACAGGAUCUCCAUCAGACCCUCUGAAAGGAGAUGGGGCCUUGGGUCCUGCCUCUGUGCAGCAGCUCUGGAGGGACAGAACCCCCAGACAGGCUUCUGCUCCCAGGGAGCUCCCAUGGGAGUCAUGGGACCCCAGCUGGAGUCAUGGGACUCAUAGGUGGCCCAAAGCCUGGCCUCACUUCUUUCUGCCAUAUCUAGAGACACCAUCGCCUCUGUCAACAAAGUCCUGGCCUCCUGCUGGGGGGAGGGGUCAGGGGUGAGUCUGCUAUUGACCUUGCUGAUGACAUCAUUAGCACCACAUUACACCCACCAUUCAUGAUGGCUUUCCACCUGGGGCCAAAUGUUACCGGUGUCUGAU